CGUGACCGAGAGAGAGAGGGAGAGGGAGGAGGGGGAGAGAGAGAAGAGAGAGGGGAGAGAAAAGGCGUUUCCACGUUUCAGCAGCCGGUUCCAGAGCAGCGGAGAGCGGAGCAGCGGACACAACGGAGGAAUCACGACCCGAAGCCCGCAUUUCUGCUUUCUUCUCCCCAAACUGUGACUGACAGCCCGUGCAGCCCGUGUCCCCUUCACGGCCGCGUUGUUUCCCACGCUGAUGAAACCCGUUCAUCACUGAGCAGAAGUGAACCCACAAGAGACCGACGAGGUGGACUUUUUUUUUUCCUUCUCCUUCUCCCCCUGCGCCGUCUUCUUUCUCCAGAUUCCCACAGAGCUGAUUUCUGUGAGGCUUUUAGAGGAAAUAAUCUCCCCGCAGACCUCCAUCUCUCUCCUCAGUCUGUAGCUGACUCAUUUUGACCGGGACCAUGGCGGAGUACAGCUCUCUGCUCAGCGACCUGUCUGAAAACAUCACCAACGAGGACUUGGAGCAGCUCAAAUCGGCCUGCAAGGAAGACAUCCCCGAGGACCAGAGCAACAACAUCACCUCCUCCAAGGAGUGGUUCAGCUACCUGGAGAAGAACGACAAGCUGGCUCAGGAUAACCUGUCAUACAUCGAGCACAUCUUUGAGAUUUCACGGCGACCGGACCUGCUGACGAGGGUGAUCGAGUACCGUACCACCGUGCUCAAGAUUUCUGAGGAUGACGAGAUCGACACCAAGCUCACACGCAUCCCCUCGGCCAAGAAAUACAAAGACAUCAUCCGCCAGCCCUCUGAAGAUGAGAUCAUCAAAUUGGCCCCGCCCCCUAAAAAAGUGUGAAGUCGCUAUCGCCAGCUCUGAUCUUUGCACCUUGAUUUCUUCACUCCUGGCACUCCAAUCAACCGACCACCCAUUUCUGACCAACCCCGUCACUCCUCCGCCUCACCCCUCUCACACACACUCUCCCCCACCCCCACCGUCAGCCACCGACAAAGCAACCAAUCAGAUCGUAGCGAUGCAGCCUCUUCCCAAGCGGAGGGGACAUGGGAGCUGCAGAAAAAAAAAAAGACAUGACGAGAAGAAAUCUGGAGACGGACCGACAGUUUGUGUGUGAGGGGAGAGAGAGAGCCAAAGUCUACCCUCGAUUCAGAGUGGGUCACUUCAGAAUGAGUGUAAUCUGUGAUACUGUGUUUAUGCAGCCAUCCGUGUGUGUGUGUGCGCAUGUCAGUAAAGGUUGUCCAAUCCACCCAUGAGGAAGCAGAAGUUCUAAACCCUGCCUCCAACACUAAACACCAAAACUAAUUGGCAAAUUUUUAUUUUUCAGAAAUUCUGAAAAAGCUCGUGGAAGCAAUUAGGACGUGUAGACAUGUACAGUGAAACAUAACUAUGACUAACACAAUUCAACCGCAUUUAAAUGUUUCUUAUUUUUCACUUGAGCAUGCAAAAUAUCAAAACUAAUCAUCUGCAAACUAUUAAACUACUGUCUGGACAUAAAAUGAAACUAAAAUAUGUAAAUACAUAUUUUGCAUUAUCAAAACUAUUUUAAAAACUAAGCCGCAGCUGAAGUUAUUACAUAUGUAGUAAAAAGAAAUGAAACUAACUAAAUCUGACACAUUUCCAUGAUUCAUUCCUGUGACAGAGCUUGGUUUAGUGUGUAUCUGCAUAAUUGUCCAGGCGUUCUUGUAAUGUGAAAGGAAUAGUUGUGAUGCCACACUCAUGUCAGAAGGUUAGCGUUAGCAUAAAGACUGGAGACACGAGGGAGAAAAGCUAGCAUGGCUUCUUUUUGGGUUCUGAUUUUUGUACAAGUUACAUGGAUGAGAUCCUGCAGAGUUUCUCUGGUUUCUUCCCACAGCUCAAAAACAUGCAUGGCUGGUUAACUGGGUUUUAAUUUGGCUCUAGGUGUAAGUUUAAGCCUGCACACUUGAGUGUCUUUUUGUGUUAAUCCUUUCAUACGCAGCGUGGGUCAGGAGAUACCCAUUUUCCAUUGGAUUUGAGUCACUUUUGACCUAUGUUGUGCAUCAAAGGAUUACCUGUGAUGGACUGGUGACCUAUUGCCCAGUAUCAGCUGGGUUAGUGUCCAGCCUUGCGACCUUCUACAGGAUAAAACAGGUACAGCUGAUGGAUGUAUGGCUCCUGUAGAGAUGCUGGUAAUUGGAUUUUGUUACCUUUUGGCAGAGUCCGGCUAGCCGUUUUCCUCUGUUUCUAGUCUUUAUGAAUACAUACUGCUGGCUGUAUCUUUGUAUUUAUUGCACAGACGUGAGUGUUAUCACUUUUCUCAUCCAACUCUAGGAAAGAACUUUCCCCAAAUGUCUGUUAUUUCAAAUCUCAGAUAGUUAAUUAUAGCUGCCAGUUUCCUUGAGGUAUUAGAAAGUCAAACUUAAAGGACAGGACAGUCACUGUUCCUCAGCUAGAGGUUCUCGACGACUAUAUCAUGUUUCAAGAGGAGAAACAUUUUAGUGACAGAUACUUAAUGUUGAUUUUCAUAGAAAAAGCCAAUAUUUGCCUUUAGCUCAUAGUCAAAGCAAGAGUUUAGAGAAAAUAUUUAGAUAGGAAAGCUAUAACAGUUAUUUCUAUAUUAUGGAAGCUCUUUGACCAUAGUUUUAUCUGGGGGACCAGUUAGUGUGGAGGUCUUUUGUAUGAGCUGGUUAGAGAUGUAAAUAUACAAAUAAUAUAUAUUACAAAAAACUAUAGUUGAAAUAAUAUAUUGAGAUUAUGCUCCAUUGACCUUACUCUGCGAGUGCAAAUUUUCCCCAUAAUUUCGUCAAAUCUGAAACUUGUCAGUGUCUCUCUGUGAACAAAUUGGCGUAAAAAUUAAACUCUGAACUAGAGAAUACUAAAAAGUAUAUUUUCAAAGAAUAUGUUGGAUCUCAUAUGUUCUGUGUGAAGCUGUUGUGUAAAAGAUGACUGCUAAAUUUUAAAAAACUUUUUUAAAUUAUUCCCCUGUUGCCAUUUCAUUUAUUGCACAGAAAAUAACUGACCAUUGUGUGUUUGUCUUUGAAUGAAGGACACGUAAAUGUCUCUAGGGGAAAACAAAUGCAGAUCAAAGUGCCAGAUGGGAAAUGACGUCAGAAAGAAAAAAAGAUAAGACAUCCUUUAAUAAACUGUACAUAAAGUAGAUUGUGACAAUGAUCUCUAAUGCACAUGACGGCUCAUAACCUGCUGACUAUGCCAUUCCCGCCAUGCACCAACACAAUAGCUAGCAAGACUGUUGAAACUAAACUAUAAUAAUUGCUCUUUUGAACACUGUGUAUCUUAAUUCCCCGCGACGAAGCCUUAGCAGACUUAGUGUUUACCCCGAAAUUUUUUCAGAACUGUGAGAGAUUGUGUGUGAAGCGGAGACGGGCGCCGCCACACACGCCGAGUCAAUCAAAACGCCUCUCACUUUUCAAGAGAGUGAUGCUACUUUUACUCAGAAAUUUGCUAAGGACUUCAGUGUUGGUGUGUACAGAAUGUCUGUGGUCCGUUUCCCACCUGUCUUUGUUGUCUUCAAAGCUGUAGGUUCAAAACAAUGAGGCAACCGCAUAAAAAUCUAUCAGUGUAUGACUAGUUAUCUAACCCAGCCCUGCUCCAUCCCUCACCACCACGCUCCACUCCGACCCCAGUGCCAAUGAGCAAGACUUUCAUUUCGAUCACAGCUUUUGUGGUCUGUUUUUUUUUCUUUUGUAUUGCUCGACGUAUAUCGUAGUGUUGGACUGAUUUGUAUCCUAUGCAUUUAUGUCUGUAGGAAAACUCUGCACUGUAACAUAUCCUCCCAACAAACCGCUUAAUCUAAAGAAAUCAGCUCUUUUAUUGUGACAAGUCAGGGUGUUUGACAAGAUCCUUGUGUUCUUGUGUCGACUUUGCAUGUGCUGGACGGAGCGGCACUUGAUAAGAGGAACUGGAAGUGUGCCACUUCAGGAAAGAAUAAAAGUGCUUGUUAUCCAGUGUUAAUUGUUUGAAACUGGGGAAAAACUUUUAGACCAACUAUACUGUACAACUUGUUCUGCUCUUCUGCAAACAAAGUCUUAACAUUAAAUAGUCCUUUAAUGCCUGCGAUUGUAUGUGGAGGUCUGCAAACACUGGACAUCUUUGCAUAAAGCAUCCAAUCAAUGAAGGCCAGAUCAAGCUUUUUAUAGUGCUGUUAAAGGAACAGUCCACUCUUAAAUACUUUAACACUGUUUUUCUUUAUAUAUUAAACUUGAAGUACAUUUUGCAUGUCGGGUUUGAACCAACCACAGCUCACCACCAGUUGGUACUUAACAGAAAUAUGUCAAAAUGUACAGGAUUGACUGACAGGAAAAUGGGCACACAUGUUCAUGGUCACCAGGAGAGGACUCCUGAUAUUAUUGGUGAUCCCCUGACUUUUAGCCUUUUGAGUAAAGUAUCUUGGAUGGAUUGAAAUGAAAUUAGAGCUUUGCGGCUCACUCAGGAUGAACUGAAAUAACUUCAGGGACUCCUCUGACUUUUCAUCUUGUGCCAACAUCUGAUCCCGUGCUUUUUUGCUCCUGUUGUUCCACAAUAUUUACCAGUUUUUUGCCCUUAGAACUAAGACGAAGGGCUUCUUUUAAACGCUUUGUUUAUGUAGUGUUGCAGUAAAUUUACAAGAAGCUGAUUCCUAAAGAGUCUCAGAAAGUAGACGUAAACUGGGCAAGACACCAUCACUCUGACUUGUAAAUCUGGUUUCUGUGGGGGUCUGCAAACUUCAGGCUCAGCAAAAACUAGAAAUAUCUCGUUAUACGCACUGGUCUUCACAUACAACAGUGUCAAAGUAUUUCUGGGAGGAUUUUUCCCUCGGUGUCCAGAUGCAUCCACGCUUGGCCAAACCCCAAGUGAAGCGGUGACUGCCCUCCUAAAGCUUCAGCCUAAUGAACAAAAAGUGGGACCACUGCAUCCAUCACAGAGCUGAACAAGAGCUUUUUGUCAGGCAAAGGGAGGUAGUUGUACUUACUGCUAUGACCUGAGGGUAACGGUCUUUCCCACUGUUAAAAGGGAUGCGAUUAUUGGCCAUAAAUGUUGGAUUGCCACCCACCGAUUCCCACGAAGAGCUUUUGUAAUCUUUCAAACCAAAACCCAGGCUUUUCUUUGCAGAUCUUCGCACGCGUUUCCACUAUUGUACAAAAUAUUAGCGAGGGAGGAUUAGGGCCAUGCGAUUUAAUUUCAAUUUUUCUUUGAAGUGUAUUUUGAAUAGCUACUUGUGAAUUUAGAUGUAUGUGACCGAGUGACUUUUUUUUUUUUUUUGCUCUCUUUCAGAAUUUUAAGACUCACAUUAGCAAUGGUGUGGUAGUUUAUUAGUAGUUUGAAAGUAAGUAGUUUAACAAAAAUCCAACUGCCUGAUGUUUUAGAUGCUUCAGUUAAAACAAUCAAUUAGGGCGUUCACUGUCGGCAUUAUAAUCUGGCUGUGCUUUGCCCUUUCUCCAAUUUUUGUUUUUCCUGUUUCUGCUUAUUCGUCUACUUCCACGUGGCACAGCUCCUUGGCAGAUUAUGUUUGGCUCGGCUUAGCUUUUUCCUCUGUAGCCAUUGGCACAUAAUAUAUCAACAUAUCAGUCACAAAUGAUGUCAAAUUUGGAUUUCCAUGUACCAAGUACAUAUCAACUUAGUAAAUGCUGCAAAAGUGUAAGCCUACUAAAAUGCAUCCGUAUUUAUGGUGAAUACAUAAUUCUAACCAAUACAUGAGUAUCAGUGAAGUAGGUAGUGAAGAGGCAGACAUCGUGUGAAGGUAUUCAACAUGUAAUAUGAAUUAAAGUCAAUUAAAUUCACUCAACAAAUAACAUUUUCCCUUAAGGAUGAGACUGUGUUUUUUUUCAUUUUAUUAGGUUGUAAAUAUGUAUUUUGAAUAUGUAUCACUGUGUUUGUUUUUAAAUUGAUUAAUUUAUUUAAUGCCUAUAUAUUGUUGUUUCUACGCAUCCUGAUUUCGUUCUACUAACUGGAAACAAAUCAAGGGGAUGAAAACAUUGUGCUUAGUUGAGAAGACCAUGCGUCGACACUUUUCUAAUUCACGUUAUUCUCUUCAUUUAUUGUUUUGCUGUUUCAGCUUUGGUUGAUGGUUUUUACAAAAAAAAGCAACAAAAAAAGUGAUAUUCAUUUAAUUGUAUUUACUGAUAUGUAACAUUAUGUUUUACUGUGUCGUAUUUGAUCAGAUGUGUCGUGGUCACUGCUUGUAAAACGAUUUUAUUCAGAGAGUUUCCAAAUCAUGACAAAAGAUACGAAGCAGUCACAAAUCAUAAUCUGCCAUUUUGUUCGUAAGAGACGUGUUGUCACUUGCAUGUUGCACCAAGAGCGGGAAAUGUAAAGAGGAUCAAGUGUUGGGUAGGUGCAUGUACAAAUUUAAGAAAUGUUGAUGCCGAAUUCAUGGAAGCCAGUCUGAUGACAACAGUAAUGGAACAAACAAAACAGACUUCAGUUUCACCUGAAGAUUUUUUUUCAACCAGAAUGUCCAUUUUCUAAUUAUACUGAUAGAAAAACUAGUUUGUGUGGAAAAACGGGCAACUGACAACAGUCAUUGGAACAAUGGAGCGCUAAAGUGUUCGAUAUUAAAUAAAUAAAUUAGGAAUUAUUAAAUGUAAUUCUCAUGUGAAUAAAUAGGCUAAAAUAAUAGUUUGAGAAAUGUUGUUUGACAAAGAUCAUUUAGCCAUCAAAUUUAACCAGUUAGCUCAUGUUUGCUGGAGCAAAAACAAUGUAGAAGUGGCUGUUCUAAAUAAAAGGAGAACAUGGACUCAGAACUAACCUUUAAUGCAGCCUGACAAGGUUCCACAGCAACCUGUCUGUCCAGCUGUAGAGCUCACAGCAGUGUGUGGUCGGUUAACCAAGAUGUAGCUAACACUGCUAAAUAACGUGUACUUAGUAAGCUAAGCAGGUAGCGUGAGCAGCCUUGGUUAGCUAAAUAAGAGAAGUGGUUAGUUACUGUGCCUGUGACGGUGUUUAUUUACAGCUUCUAGUCAGUUCAGUCACAAUUAUUUUGGUUUUUGCUUGAGUUAAAAAAAAACAGCAAACCAGAUAAAUCCUAUAGCAGUUAUUGGUGACAGACAACUUGAUUAGCUUAUUAGCUAAUUUGUGUCACAUGGCUGUUGGUGGAAGCGGAGUCACUAAAGGAGGGCAGACUUUUGUUUGUUGCGGAAUCAGAUUUUUAAUUAGUUUUUUUUCUGGCAUUUUUGAAAAAAAAAAUAAUGGAUGUUGACGACAAUUAGUUUUAGGCUUAGAUUUGGUUGAGUUUUAUUUAAGGGCUGUUGGAAAGUUGAAAAUCUGAUUUAUUUGUUCUACUGCUCUGAUAAAUGAUGUAAUUUUGGCAUUUUUUGAAGACAAACAUGCCUGUUGUUCAGAGGGUUAAAGGCUAUUUUAAAGUAAACAUCCCUCUAAUGAAACCCCAAAAACUUGAAUAGGAAUCAAGAAAUGACAUCAUAUAAUAAGGCUGACUUUGUAGUUAUUACUUUACAGUUUAUUGGUGCAUGUUUUAUAUAUUUUACGCAAUGUUUUAUUGUUUUUAUCUGACAGUGUACUGUUUAUCUAUUCAAUAUUUAACACUUGAGGCUCCAUACUUUUAGUUGCUACUUUUGUGCUUGAAGUUAGUGAAUGGCUAAAGGGUUUAUGGGUGAAGUGAUGGAGUGAGAAGGUAAAUAAACGAGUGCUGGUUAGAGUAGUGAGGAAUAGUUUUGAGAUUUGUAGCUGUUAGUUGUUUUUAAGUAAGAGGUGCGAGCAAAGCAAAGUGUGUUGGUUCAUACUUUGGUGUGUGAAGACGUCCACUUCUAGUUUCAGUUCAUCAUAUUGAAUGUGUCGGGACGUGCGCGAGAAUGCUGUACAAUGUUGAGAUGCAUUUCUUAUAAGGUGUGUCGCAGUCAGAAAUGCUGAAUGUUCGGUCAGUUGCAUCACGUAAAGUUGUGUAGCAACGCUUUUUCUUUUCCAGCUUUUAAGCACCACAGGAAGACUGCGAGUUGAGAAUUCCUCAAGCUUUUUAACCACCCGUACUUCCACUUCUCUCACGCUGCACAGCAAAAGUAGUUUAUUCUUUACAUUGUGACGGAAGAAGUUUACAUUUCAUGCACAUAAAAGCAAGCUUUCACAACGCAGCUAAACGUGCCAACUUGACUGAGUUGCGAGCUGCUGGGGUGAACGAACUUGAAAUCAUGACAUGCUUGACAUUUAGCGAUUUCUCCUGAUGUUUGUGGUGAACAAUCUUGAUUUGACAUGGUCACUUUUAUGUCUGCGGCUAGAUCAGAGGUUCUCUGACGGGUGCGUGUGUGUUUAGCAGAUUUCAAGGGUUAUUUUGAAGUGAUGUUUUCUCAUUGCUAAUCUGAUCAUUGUAACUGGAGUGGUGUGAUCUGUGGCUGUAGGUAGAGGUUUGAUAUAAGGCUAUAAAAACAUUCCUGUGGUGUGGUUUUGUGGGCAUCUAACAACUGGAUUUAGAAUGGAAGGAUUUGUAGGUUAGAGGUGGUUUUUGCAGAGGCGUGAACAGUCUAAUCAUGUGUCAGUAUUCUACAAAUUUUAGUACGAGUGAUGGUGGAUACAUCUGUGGUUGAAACAUUAACCUUCAAGUAGCAGACAGUUUUGCCGAAAUGCAUUUGUGGGGCUUUGAGUUGAAGUUUUCAGCUGCUAACUUGACUAUUGACAGUUUUGUUCCAUUAGUACAGAUGUGAAGCCUUCAGAGCAACUUGGAAGAGAACUAUAAAUGUAAACCUUUUAAUUUAUGUAACGUUGCUGAGUUGAAGCCACUGAGAGUCGCCCUGUGUGUCACUGCCUCGACAGCCAGUCAGUGGGAUGUUAUUUCUCGUAAUCUGCUCGUCUGUUAUGUCGUAAAGUGCAUAGUUCUCCAGUGGUGUAGCAAGUGGCAGGUGUGGUUCAUUCAUGGAGUCAAUCGAGCCCAUCGUGUCAGACGAGACUUAACGCUCUUAAAAAAAUGUGGUCACGUAGGUUAGAUGUGCACGCAGUUGAAUUCGAUUUGAGGAAGCGAUCCAGUUCUGUCCCGGUGACACUGCUCAACAAUGCAGCGAGGCGUGCCGGUACAUCCAUGAUGUUUUUGCAUUCAGCUCACACCCUGUUGGACGCCAUGGGCUCAACGCUGUUAGAAACUUUUGCUAAAGGUUUUCCUCUCAUGGGGCAAGAAGUACUUAAGGAUUUAUUUUGCAAUGACUGCACCAAAAUAUGAUACGAUAGUACUCAAACAAAUAGAACGGUGUGGCUUUUUGUCAUGAUUUAAAUGAGACUGAACUGAAAUUAUGCCAGUUUGUCAUUGUGCUAAAAUGAAUAUAAAUAUUAUAUAUUAAAAUAUAUUUGCUAACCAA
This is a messenger RNA of Acanthochromis polyacanthus (spiny chromis), 9244 nucleotides long. Its product is annotated as proliferation and apoptosis adaptor protein 15. NCBI's taxonomy places the organism in Eukaryota, Metazoa, Chordata, Actinopteri, Pomacentridae. Gene Ontology annotation, biological process: MAPK cascade; regulation of apoptotic process. The transcript has 4 exons. The coding region runs from base 441 to 833 and encodes 130 amino acids. The record is from RefSeq and is a predicted model, not a curated record. Gene Ontology annotation, molecular function: protein binding.